CGCCUGGGUUUAGAAGAAGAAAACCGUAAUCCGGAAAAUGAAACGGUCAAACGUCACGCAUAAAAAAAAAACCAUUUUACAUAUACGUGAGGUGGGAGGAUGUAUCUUUUUUAACGCAAUAGAAAAAGAAAACCGCGCUCUCUCUCUUUUGUCUCAGGGUUUGUUAUGCUGAUCGAUACAACACGUGUUAUCUGAUAAACACUUGCGCUUAGAGAAUUCUACGCUCGAGAAAUGCCAGAGACAUCAAUCUAUUCUUCGCGAUAAAACCCAGUCUUUUAUCGCGGCUUGUUAAAAUUUACGAUAAUUAUUCGGUCGAGUUAUUCGCGAAAAAUUAAACGUCUACGACACGUACUGUUAGGUACUGUUAGUGUUAUUUAUUUCUUCGAAACGAAUGUUUGACGGAAGACACCUUUAAACUUAGGUGACUGCGUUUUGCAUUGAUUAGCAUGCUUGAAAUCGCACUUAUCGCUCUGUCGCGCUUGCUAAUGCGCAAUUUUCUUUUCUACAUGAGGGAAAUCCUCACAUGGACGCUCUCGGAAUUGGAAGAAGGGUGGUGCCGGAUUGUUCCCGGCUGAAAAACCCCCAUGGUGACUUUCCUCGGGUCUACGAGAGGCUCCCGAAUUUGACGGACACGGCUAACUAUACGAAGGUCGUGAACGCGGUCGCUGAAAGGGUAAAGGGCACGGGUCUCAAUGUUCUUUUCAACAACGCCGGUAUCUCCAGCAAAUUCACGCGUCUCGGCCUCGUGAAGCAGGAACAGAUCACGGACGCUCUUCUGAUAAACACUGUGGCGCCUAUUCUGCUCACGAAGGCUUUCCUGCCGCUGCUGAAAGCAGCCGCAAAAAACGCCGCGGACAAAACGGGACUGAGCGUGAGGAGAGCGGCCGUCGUCAAUAUGACCUCUAUCCUGGCCAGUAUAGCUCAGAACAACGACGGCGGGUUUUAUCCUUACAGAUGCAGCAAGACGGCGCUCAACGCGGCGACCAAGUCGAUGAGCGUCGAUCUGAAACCGGACGGGAUUCUGGCGGUGUGCCUGCACCCCGGAUGGGUGCGAACCGAUUUGGGCGGUAGUAACGCACCGAUGGACGUCGACAGCAGCGUCAGUCAGAUUCUGAACACCAUGAACUCGCUCACGGAGAAGCACACCGGCUGUUUCGUACAGUACGACGGCAAAACACUGCCCUGGUGAUGGUCAAAACACAAAUUUACUCAGAAAAAAAGAAUACGUUCGUGUACAUAAUGUUUUCCUAAGUAAUGAGAUUUUAAUAGUCUAAAUUAACAUUUCAAAUACACAUUACAUAUACAUGUCAUCCAUUUGUUUUUGUUUGUUUUUUUUUUUUUUUUU
This is a messenger RNA of Pseudomyrmex gracilis, 1345 nucleotides long. RefSeq names its product C-factor (gene sni). The coding region runs from base 524 to 1189 and encodes 221 amino acids. The record is from RefSeq and is a predicted model, not a curated record. The transcript has 4 exons. NCBI's taxonomy places the organism in Eukaryota, Metazoa, Arthropoda, Insecta, Hymenoptera, Formicidae.